Messenger RNA from Drosophila arizonae, 1582 nucleotides. RefSeq names its product chloride channel protein 3 (gene ClC-c). Gene Ontology annotation, molecular function: voltage-gated chloride channel activity. Lineage: Eukaryota; Metazoa; Arthropoda; Insecta; Diptera; Drosophilidae. Gene Ontology annotation, biological process: chloride transport; transmembrane transport. Gene Ontology annotation, cellular component: early endosome; Golgi apparatus; synaptic vesicle. The record is from RefSeq and is a predicted model, not a curated record.
UUCAUAGUUAUUUAUCAUUUAUUUUAUAUUCAGUUAUGUUGAAAAAUUAACAAAGUCACAGAAAAUUUUAAUUUAGAAAGAUGUUCACGGUUUUGCGAUUUGCCAAAGCAUGUCCCAAAAUUGGGUUUCAAACUUGUCAUAAAGGCGAGAGUCAUUCUCAUGGACAUCGGCUCCCAUUGAAAACAGAUAAUUUAUUUCAUAGCGGGUCGACUUUUUUUAAGAAGACGGGAGACUACGACAAAACUAUUGAUAUAACAAUGGUAACGUCCAAAAGGAAAAGAAAUAGGACGAUAUGCCCAACUCUGUCUGUCGACGAUAAUGAUGCGGAAGCCUCUCUCAAAUGCGUUAAGCAACCAUGCUCGAGAGAUAAAAGUUCUUUUGAAAUGUUUAUAAUGAAGCACGCAGGCGAAUCAAACAAUAGAUCGUCCAAUACUGUUACUACCAAGCAGGCGGCACCAUAUCAAGAGGAGUGUGCCUCCAAGUAUGAGGAGACCAUCCCUAGUGAAAAGGAGAGAGACUCUAAUGUGAAUGAGAAUUCCUCCGAUGAGGAGAAUGCCGGUUUAUUUAUUGGCUCUAGUGAAACAACAGUUAGUUCCAAUAAGAAAGCGGCAGUCUCUCAUGAAGUUUCCCAUAAAAAUCGGGCUGUUUCCAGACAAAUAGCGACUGUCAGCAGAAACGAAGAGACUAACUCUCUUGAGUACCCAAACGUAUCGACUGAGAAACCAUUUAUUCGCCGAAAGCAAAAUGCCUCUUAUAAACAAUAUGCAUUGGCAGAUAAAGAAAUUAGUAGUGGCAGUGAAGAGCCCACUGCCGUCAGACAAAAUUUUAGUUCAUCUAAUGAAAGCUCCGCUGGAUUAGAAGAUACUGCAGUCAGUGAGAGCUCAGGUAGUGAGGGUUGGACUCGCUUAUGUGUAAGUUUGACAUCUUUCAAUAAUCCAAAUUUUCCGACACAUCAUAUGAGCGCCGGCUGUAUAAAUACACCCGCCGCAAAUAAAAGAGAGACUAUUUCAUCUUCUCAAAAUCCGACGUCCAAUAGAAAGCAAAGUACAGCAAAUAAGCCUUCAGCUUCCAGCCAUAAAGAUCAGUGUUCUUCCUGUGAAAAUCUUUCAUAUUUGUGUGACCAACCGAUAGCCUAUAAAAAAGUGACUGGCUACACAAUCAGCUCGCCCAUUGUUGAGCCCAAAGACUCUUAUGACAGAAGGCCUGAUGUAAAGCAGACCGCCUCCAGUACGGAAGAAUACGGUAGAGCACAACAAAUCUACAGUCAACCCAGUGAAGAGCCGACAACGCAUAAUAAAAACGAGAUUGUCUUCAGUACAUCUACGUCCUGUGAAAAUCCCAUCUAUAAGACAGAACUAUCAGGUCAAAGAGAGAGUAACGUCGACAUGAGUGAAAACCAGGUCGAGGCCAUGUCGAGCAACUCGAAUGAUAUGAAGUCUACUGCUAUGCAGAAACCAUUAGGAUUCAGCAGAAAACUGAUUGUCUUGUGUGAAAAGGUAUCUGGAUUCUGUGGAAAGCUAAUAAUUUCAAGCAAGAAACCGAGUGGCAAGGCUUAACAAUGAAACACAAAUAUUAAUAAAUG